This is a messenger RNA of Psammomys obesus (fat sand rat), 1867 nucleotides long. It is a transcript of the gene Apex2, whose product is annotated as apurinic/apyrimidinic endodeoxyribonuclease 2. Gene Ontology annotation, molecular function: phosphoric diester hydrolase activity; DNA-(apurinic or apyrimidinic site) endonuclease activity; endonuclease activity. The coding region runs from base 46 to 1587 and encodes 513 amino acids. The record is from RefSeq and is a predicted model, not a curated record. Gene Ontology annotation, cellular component: nucleus. Gene Ontology annotation, biological process: base-excision repair. The transcript is spliced from 6 exons. Lineage: Eukaryota; Metazoa; Chordata; Mammalia; Rodentia; Muridae.
UUUCCCAGCCUAAGCUUGCUUUGGGAGACAGCACAGUUUACCAAAAUGUUACGCGUGGUAAGCUGGAACAUCAAUGGGAUCCGGAGUCCCCUGCAAGGGCCUGCAUGCCAGGAAACCAGCAACUGUACCGCGACUUUGCGACACAUUUUGGACAAGCUGGAUGCUGAUAUUGUCUGUCUCCAGGAGACCAAAGUGACCAGAGAUGUACUGACAGAGCCCCUGGCUAUUGUUGAGGGUUAUAACUCCUAUUUCAGCUUCAGCCGCAGCCGCAGUGGUUAUUCUGGUGUGUCUACCUUUUGUAAGGACAGUGUUACUCCAGUGGCUGCUGAAGAAGGCCUGAGUGGUGUAUUUGCCACCCUGAAUGGGAGUAUUGGUUGCUAUGGAAACAUGGAUGAGUUCACCCAAGAAGAACUCCGGGUUCUGGAUAGUGAGGGCCGGGCCCUCCUUACACAGCACAAGAUCUGCACACUGGAAGGGAAGGACAAAACAUUGACCCUAAUCAAUGUGUACUGCCCGCAUGCGGAUCCUGGGAAACCUGAGCGGCUGACCUUUAAGAUGCGUUUCUGUCGCCUGCUGCAGAUUCGAGCAGAAGCACUCCUGGCUGCUGGCAGUCAUGUUAUAAUCUUGGGGGACCUGAAUAUAGCCCACCGACGCAUUGAUCAUUGCGAUGCAGGCAGUCUGGAGUGCUUUGAAGAGGACCCCGGACGUAAGUGGAUGGAUGGCUUGCUCAGUGACCCAGGGACUGAGGCUGGAUCCCACAUAGGGCUUUUUAUGGAUAGCUACCGCUGCUUCCAUCCAAAACAGGAGAGGGCUUUCACCUGCUGGUCAGUGGUCAGUGGUGCACGCCAUCUGAACUAUGGUUCCCGACUUGACUAUAUACUGGGAGAUAGGACUUUGGUUACAGAUACCUUCCAGACCUCCUUCCUACUCCCAGAAGUGAUGGGCUCUGAUCACUGCCCUGUGGGAGCUGUCUUGAAUGUAUCAUGUGUGCCAGCAAAACAGUGUCCAGCUCUGUGCACCCGCUUCCUCCCUGAGUUUGCUGGUACCCAGCUCAAGAUUCUUCGCUUCCUCGUUCCUCUUGAACAAGAACCUGUACAGGUGCAGCCAGUACUACAGCCCAGCCAUCAAAUGCAGGCGCAGAAACAGCCAGGCAAAGCCCGUAUGCACUCAACCAGGAUUCGGAAAAGUCAAGGUGGCUCCAAAAGAAGCCAGAAAAACCUGAUGAGUUACUUCCAGCCUGCCUCUAACCUUCCCCAAACUUCUGUUGUGGACCUGCCUCCAGUGGGUACUCUUACAACCUCAAGGGCUCCAGAAGAGGUGGCAAUGGCCACGGUGAUAGAAGAAAAGAUCAAGAUUCCAGAGGCAAAAGAUGAGAAGGAAGUAAGGACCUCCUUCUGGAAGUCUGUGCUCAGUGGGCCCUCACCCAUGCCCCUCUGUGGAGGCCACAGGGAGCCAUGUGUGAUGCGCACUGUGAAAAAAGCAGGACCCAACUUGGGUCGCCAAUUCUAUAUGUGUGCUAGACCACGAGGUCCUCCCAGUGACCCCUCCUCCCGCUGUAACUUCUUCCUCUGGAGCAGGCCCAGCUGAACAAACUGAGGCUUAGGGAUGUCUAGCACGGUCACCUGCUGCACGGGGUCUGAUGCCAGGUCCCUGCCUCUGAAGCUGCCUUUUUCCCAAGGCUUCCUUUCUUUCCCUUCUUUCUCUUCUCUCAUUUUCCUCCCUUCCCUCCCUUCUUCCUUUAAUGCCUCCUCCUUCUCACAUCUCUAUUUCUUCUUCUUUGUACGCAUAGGACCAGGGAACUAAUUUAAACCCCUUCUGCCCUUGGUGGACACUUAAUUCGUUCAUAAAUAAAGCUCAUGGGAUUUUU